AGUUGAAUACUAAAACGUGUGCAAUGAUGAAUCGAAACGGAAUGGUUUCAAAAAUCCAAACGCGAAUACGAACGGACUCUUUCAAAAACAACUACGAUUUGGUUGGCAAAGAAUUGGGAAGGGGGAAAUUUGCCGUUGUGAAGAAGUGUGUCGAAAAGGCAACGGGCAACGAGCACGCAGCUAAAUUCUUACGGAAGCGGCGAAAGGGCGAGGACUGCCGAAUGGACAUCAUCAAUGAGAUCGCCAUCCUGGAAAUGGCAAAGUCCAACCCUUAUGUGGUGGCCCUGCACGAAGUCUACGAGACCACUUCUGAGAUCAUACUGGUCCUGGAAUACGCCGCUGGUGGCGAGAUCUUCAAUCAGUGUGUGGCAGACAACGAUGAGGCCUUCACAGAGAAAGACGUGAUCCGAUUGGUCAGGCAGAUUCUGCAUGGCGUGGCCUUCUUGCACCGCAGUAACGUGGUCCACCUCGAUCUCAAGCCUCAGAACAUCCUUCUGACCAGCGUCCGACCCCUGGGGGACAUCAGGAUUGUGGACUUUGGUCUGUCCAGGAGGAUGGACAAUGUGAGAGAGGUCCGAGAGAUCUUGGGCACUCCUGAAUAUGUAGCUCCAGAAAUCUUAAACUACGAGCCAAUUCGUAUAGCAACGGACAUGUGGAGUAUCGGUGUGCUGACGUAUGUCAUGUUGACUGGAGAAUCUCCCUUCCUGGGCGACGACAAGCAGCAAACCUUUCUCAACAUCUCCCAGGUGAACGUCAACUACUCCCAGGACGUGUUCGAGGGCGUGUCCGACCUGGCCGUGGACUUCAUCAAAUCUCUGCUCAUCAAGAACCCCAGAAAGAGGGCUACAGCUGAAGACUGCCUGAAACACCCUUGGCUGUGCCCACACCCCACUAUCCUGGAGGCCCUUUUGGAAACGGAGGUCAGGCGGUCCGAGUCGGAGCCCGAGAGCCCUGAUUCAGCCGAGGAGCUGGUCCUGCAGGCCUCCUACACCAUCUGCACCACCCAAAGUGACCUGCAGGUCUUCCGCAAGACCUUCAAAUUCGAAGAGUCUUUACCGGAGAUCCAGCAAGAACUGGUCUGCUGAUUUACUUUUUUUUUGCAGUCAUAAAAGACAAAAUGUAAAUAAGAGUGAGCGUUGAGCUUCUCUGGACAAGCAGCCUUUCGAGAAGGUCAGGUGAGGUUGGACUCGAGUUCCGUGGUGCGAUUGUGGGACACUGUCUUGUGUUGAAGUUCUAAGAGUUCUGAUGGUGUUCCAGCACUUGGAUUUGGGUUGGAAAGCAGCUGUUUUUG
Messenger RNA from Polyodon spathula (Mississippi paddlefish), 1291 nucleotides. RefSeq names its product serine/threonine kinase 17a like (gene stk17al). The record is from RefSeq and is a predicted model, not a curated record. Gene Ontology annotation, molecular function: protein serine/threonine kinase activity; ATP binding. Gene Ontology annotation, cellular component: nucleus. The coding region runs from base 24 to 1085 and encodes 353 amino acids. The transcript is spliced from 7 exons. Lineage: Eukaryota; Metazoa; Chordata; Actinopteri; Acipenseriformes; Polyodontidae. Gene Ontology annotation, biological process: protein phosphorylation; positive regulation of apoptotic process; intracellular signal transduction.